Molecule: messenger RNA, 1005 nt
Organism: Vanderwaltozyma polyspora DSM 70294
Lineage: Eukaryota; Fungi; Ascomycota; Saccharomycetes; Saccharomycetales; Saccharomycetaceae
Gene: RPN8
Product: proteasome regulatory particle lid subunit RPN8
Exons: 1
Coding region: 1-1005 (334 amino acids)
Biological process (GO): proteasome-mediated ubiquitin-dependent protein catabolic process
Cellular component (GO): proteasome regulatory particle; proteasome complex
Molecular function (GO): metallopeptidase activity; protein binding
Source: RefSeq, a predicted model, not a curated record
AUGUCUUUGGCUCAUGAAAAUAUAACAGUCGCUCCUUUGGUUCUUCUUUCCGUUUUGGACCACUACAACCGUACAAAUACUCCUGCCAACAAGAGAUGUUUAGGUGUCAUAUUGGGUGAUUCAUCUACCAAUACCAUUAGAGUCACAUCUUCGUUUGCCUUGCCAUUCGAAGAAGACGAAAAGAACCCAGAUGUGUGGUUUUUAGACCACAAUUAUAUCGAAAACAUGAAUGAAAUGUGUAAGAAAAUUAAUGCAAAAGAGAAAUUAAUCGGAUGGUACCACAGUGGUCCUAAAUUGAAAGCAUCAGAUUUAAAGAUCAAUGAAGUUUUCAAAAAAUAUACAAUGGGUAAUCCUCUGCUAUUGAUUGUAGAUGUCAAGCAAGAAGGUGUCGGUCUUCCAACAAAUGCAUACAUGGCCGUCGAACAAGUUAAGGACGACGGUACCUCUACAGAAAAGACUUUCUUACAUUUACCGUGUUCAAUUGAGGCCGAAGAAGCUGAAGAAAUAGGUGUUGAACACUUAUUAAGAGACGAUCGUGACCAAGCCGCCGGUGGACUGUCAAUUAGAUUGACAAACCAAUUAAAGUCUUUAAAAGGUCUGCAAAGAAAGCUAAAAGACAUAGUCUCUUACCUAACGAGAGUCAUCAAUGGAGAAUUACCUGCAAACCAUGCAAUCCUAGGUAAACUCCAAGAUGUAUUCAAUCUAUUACCAAAUUUAGGAGCCCCCGAUGAAGAUGAAAUGAACUUGAACAACAAGGAAAUCAUCAAAUCAUCCAAUAACCUGCAAAAAGCCCUAACAGUAAAGACAAACGACGAAUUGAUGGUCAUAUAUAUUAGUAACCUUGUAAGAGCAAUAAUUGCAUUCGAUGACUUGAUCGAAAAUAAGAUACAGAACAAAAAAUUACAAGAAAAAUCUGAAAAGGAUAAAGAACAACAUGAAAAAUCAAAUGAUAUCGAAACUAAAAACAACUCAUCCAAAUCAGAAUCAAAAGAAUCAAGCAAAUAA